AUGGCAAAUAAGCAGGACGUUGAGUAUGACGAAUACUGUGAUCCAGACAAUCCUAGGAAAAUUCAUUAUGACGACAUAUUAGCAGCUUCGCGCCGUAUCGCGGGGACGGUUGUUAAAACACCAUGCACGAAAGCUCACAUAUCCGAUACGCUAGGUAUGGAAAUAUAUUUGAAACAAGAAUUUAUGCAAUAUACAGGAUGUUUCAAGGAGCGUGGUGUACGAAACACGUUACUCCUCCUGACUGAAGAACAAAAAAAGAUCGGUGUAAUAACAGCUUCCACCGGCAACCACGGUUUGUCUAUGAGUUACCACACAACACAGAUGGGGAUUCCCUGCAUAGUAGUGAUGCCGACACGCGCGCCCAUCACUAAACUCACCAAAUGUCAGUCGUAUGGCGCGAAAACUUUACUACACGGAGAAAAUAUGGCAGAAGCGAAACAUUAUGCCAUGGGUUUGGCAAAGGAGAAAAAGUUAUACUAUGUUAAUGGAUAUGAUCAUCCCAACGUUAUAGAAGGGCAAGGCACUAUAGGAAUAGAGAUAAUAGAACAAGUGCCAGACCUAGAUGCCGUGAUAGUGCCAGUUGGUGGAGGCAGUAUACUGACUGGUAUCGCCGUUGCGGUCAAACAUCUCAAGCCGGACACUCAAAUAUAUGGUAUUCAAACAGAAAAGGCUUACAGUAUGGUUGAAGCGUUGAAAAGAGGCGAACGUGUGAAAAUAAAUAUAGAAGCCACUAUAGCGGACGGACUCGCAGUAAACUUGGCUGGAGUCAACACGUUUUACAAUUUGAAAAAUGCCGGAAUAUUGGAUAAGAUGGUCAUUGUAAAAGAAGAUUGGGUAGCACGAGCCAUCAUGCAUCUCGUCGAAAAUGAAAGAUAUGUUGUGGAAGGCGCUGCAGCUGUUACCAUUGCAGCUCUAAUGGCAGGACUGUUUCCCAAUCUUAAGGGUAAAAAAGUUGUGUGCAUUCUGUCCGGGGGUAACAUCGACACGACGAUUCUGGCGCGCGCGCUGGAGCGAGGCAUGGCGGCGGAGGGACGACUGGUGAAGUUCAAGGUGACAGUGAGUGACCGGCCCGGCGGCAUGGCCGACAUGUGCGCCAUGCUGGCCAACACCGGCGUCACGCUGCGGGACUGCAUCCCGGAGCGCGCCUGGGUGAAGGGAGACGUGUUCAGCGUUGAGAUGAAAGUGAUUGUCGAAACUAGAGGAUGGGAACACACCAAAGAGCUCGUAGAAAUUGUGAAAAAGCGGUACAAAGACUGUUACUUCCCAGAGAUGUCCGAACACCCAGACAAAGUGCCCGGAGCUAAGCGUGGUCCAUGUUUAGCCCCGAAUCCCGUAUGCAUGCAGAAAUGAAACAUCUCGUAUUUUUCUAUGUAAAUAAAACUUAUUUUGGUAUCUACUUUGCCUAUGGUUGUAUUCCACAAAAUAAAU
Messenger RNA from Bicyclus anynana (squinting bush brown), 1428 nucleotides. Its product is annotated as L-threonine ammonia-lyase-like. The coding region runs from base 1 to 1350 and encodes 449 amino acids. Gene Ontology annotation, biological process: L-threonine catabolic process; L-serine catabolic process. The record is from RefSeq and is a predicted model, not a curated record. Lineage: Eukaryota; Metazoa; Arthropoda; Insecta; Lepidoptera; Nymphalidae. The transcript has 10 exons. Gene Ontology annotation, molecular function: L-serine ammonia-lyase activity; threonine deaminase activity.